AUGGUAAGCGCUGUGGAACCAGUACCUGUCCGUGUAAGCGACCGUAGCGAUGAUCUCAUCUCGGAACCAAGCAGUUUUGUCUUCCGCUCAUUAUCAAAAGAGAUUUAUAACACUGUACACAAUAAUCAAGAGACAGUUGAGGAGGAAUAUUUCUGCCCCAAUUUGGAUACAGAUCUCCACCAUGAGAUGGCUGCAUUGAAGAAAGCUCUGAAGCAGAUUUCCGAGAAAUUGGAAUGUUUGAGCCAGGGAGGGUCUACUCCAAGCAGAGGACGACCGAUUUCAAGAUUCCAAGAAACCUCCAUCAAUUUUGAUGCUUUGGUAGACAGAAUCGUAAAAAAGGAUGACCAAUAUGCUUCUUAUCAGUUGCAACAAAAACUAGAAUGCCGAAACAACCAGGAAUUAGUGGAAAUUAUGGAUAGUAUACAGAGAUGUUCUCUUGAAUUGAUGGUGAAUCGUUUUGGAAAUUUCUUGAUUCAAAAAUGCUUUGAGGUAUUGGAAAACUCACUCAUUGAAGGGCUGAUCAUUACAAUUGCAAGAAAUAUCGUUCAGGUAUCUACAGAUGCAUUUGGAUGUCAUGUAGUCCAAAAGGCGCUAGAGAUGAUCCAAGAGGGCCAUAAAAAAUUUCUAGUGGAAUACCUAUUGGAACAUCUGGAAUCAACAUUACUUGACUCUUCAGCCGAACAUGUUUGGAAGCGGGUAUUAGAGAUCAAAUGGGCCAUCCAUCCCGAAAUGGAGGAAGCAAUCACUGCAAAACUUAGUUCUACAUUACAAUCACGAUGGUUACAGGUUGCCACCACUCCCAGGGGAAGCUUAAUAGUCCAAAAUAUCCUAACCAAUUUGCCUCCCACCAUUCAGAAAACUUGUUUAGAAGAACUUGAAAGGGACAUACCUACACUGCUGACCGAUCGUAGUGGAAAUUGGGUGAUUCAAUUCAUUCUUCAACAUUUUGAGACAUCCGAAAUUCACCAAACGAUUUUUCAGACAAUUUUGGAUAAUUCUCAACUUUACAGCACACAGAUGUAUUCCUCCAAAGUCAUUCAGAAGUGUUUGAAAGCUGAAAGGUUCAAGUCAACUUUCAUCGAUCCAUACAUUGACGCUAUCUGUUCAACCAAACCAUCAAAAAGACGUAAACCUGGGGCCAAACCUGUGGUUAUCGAGCUAGCAGUGGAUAUUUAUGGGUCGGGUAUUAUUCGCAAGAUUCUAGUGGAAGGAUCAGUGGAUGAAAAAUCCAGAGUGAAUGGUUUAUUACAGGAACAUAUGGAGACUGUGUGUACAACAAAAUGGGGUAGCAAAUGUGCGGCUGUACUUUAA
Molecule: messenger RNA, 1311 nt
Organism: Komagataella phaffii GS115
Lineage: Eukaryota; Fungi; Ascomycota; Pichiomycetes; Pichiales; Pichiaceae
Exons: 1
Coding region: 1-1311 (436 amino acids)
Biological process (GO): post-transcriptional regulation of gene expression
Cellular component (GO): cytoplasm
Molecular function (GO): mRNA 3'-UTR binding
Source: RefSeq, a predicted model, not a curated record